This is a messenger RNA of Fomitopsis serialis, 2154 nucleotides long. RefSeq lists its product as uncharacterized. The coding region runs from base 71 to 1918 and encodes 615 amino acids. NCBI's taxonomy places the organism in Eukaryota, Fungi, Basidiomycota, Agaricomycetes, Polyporales, Fomitopsidaceae. The transcript has 2 exons. The record is from RefSeq and is a predicted model, not a curated record. Gene Ontology annotation, molecular function: protein binding.
UCUCGCCCCAUUACCACGUCUGACUCUGAGCGCCGUUACACACUCACUGCCGCCUCUUUUGGGUACUCAAAUGGACGUGAGCGGGUGCCGUACAAACCCAGCCUCGGCGGCGCCACAUACUCGCCAGGCGAUUGCAGACGAAAUAACCCGCUUUUCAAACUACCUCGUCGACCUCAAAUCGCGUUUGAACCGCCUCGCACCCAUAUCUGAGCUCCCUACGGAAAUCCUCUCCGAGGUCUUUUUGUAUACGGCUGCCGUCGACGGCAGUGAUGCAUAUUACAGCAUGUGGUCGACUGAGACACCCUAUGACUGGAUACGCGUGUCCCAUGUCUGCAAGCACUGGCGCUCCGUGGCACUGAACUGCCCUGCCCUCUGGUGCAACUUGACGGUGAUGCGGCGCGAGUGGACGGCGGAGGUACUGGCACGGUCCAAGAAGGCACCCCUGUACGUGACCAUGACUUCCCCGGUGACAGGCAUAUCGAUGCUUGAACUCUUGCGAGGCUCGUUGCCCGAAGACUCGGAGGAGACAGUGGCGUUGGUGUUAUCGCACCUGGCCCGUAUGCGCUCCUUGUCCGUCACUGUCAAACGCCCGUUCACGAACAGGACGUUGCAAUUGCUGGACGGACCGGUUCCGCUUCUCGAAUCGUUGACCAUCCGGUGCGAAUAUACCGAACACGUGUCCUCCACCGAGCACGACUAUAUCCACCCACUACUGCACCGUGCUGGUGCCCACCGUCUCCGGCGCCUUGAGCUGCACGAUCUUCGUUUGCAAUGGAACCAAUUUCUGUUGCCGCAACUGACGCAUUUGACCAUCACCUCCGUACAACAACGAGACACACCACUUGUCGACGUGCAGACUAUGCUCGAUGCCCUCUCCCAGAUGAGCCUUCUCGAGGAGUUUGUCAUGGAGACAUCGCUAACUGCACCGGUCGACCGAACAGUGGUCCCGAAGGCUUCGACCCGAGCGUCUUUGCCAUAUCUACGACAUCUACGUGUCCGGGAAACUCCAUCCAAUUGCGCCUGCCUCCUCAAGUAUUUGGAGACCCCUUCGCUGUCGCGCCUUUCUCUGCAAUUAGAAGGGGACUCAAUGCCACUUGGUGCUGCACUCCUCGCCGCUGUGGCGACCAAGAUGGCUAGCUUGGGGACUCUCUUGACUCUCCAUGCUAACUUCUCCGGCCAUUUGUCAAAAUGCGUCCACUUGAAAGCAUAUCCAAAAGAAAUCGACCAUCACGCGAUGCGGGGUGCUGGAACCGUGCUCGACAAGUACACUCCUGACUUCGAGCUACGCUCCGAUCGGAUGGUUGAUGUUGGCACCGUGAUUAUGGAUAUCUGCCGACUCUUCCCUAUCCGCGACAUCCGCAACCUCUUCAUCACAGCCCGCUGGUUUCCGCUGGCCGCAUGGCGCACCCUUCUCCAUUCGACAGACAAGGUCACAGAGCUUUUUGUCAUCAACUCCGCGUCGUGCAACUGGCUCUCGGAGGUGCUACUCGAGCGACGCCUUGGAGAGCGGAAGGAAACCGGCGAGGGCCAUUUCUAUCAUUACGUCCUCCCACAACUCCGCCGCCUCACAUUGAUGGAAUGUUUCUUCAGCCAUCACGGCUAUGAUGACUUCAUCCCAGGGAUUCCUGUCGAAGACGAUGCGAGACUCGUCGAUGGCCUUCUCGAUUGUUUCAUGGACCGGUACGAGUGUGGCGCCGAGAUUGAACAACUACGCAUCGUCCACCCUGUCAACGUUGAUAGGGAGGAGAUCGAUCUGUUGAAUGAAGUCGUGCGCGACGUGGAUUGGGAUGGCACCAUCGACUACCAACGAAACGCCACAACCAUAGACGACUAUCACUGGGAGGAUGAUUUGUUUGGCGGCCAGUUCUUGGCGGUCGAUGGAGACGAGGAGGCAUUAGUAUGGCAAGAUUUCAUGUAAUCUGACUUGCCUGAUUACAGUGUUGUACGAUUCCCACAUGUCAUGUACAUCGAGCCCUAGGGCCCUAACAUUGAAGUCUCUUUUGUAGCUACUCUACCUCACAUGAUGAAAGCCAGGGUAGUCAAUAGUACUGUGCGAGUUACUGCCGAGGAUCCUGACGACGGUAAAUGUCGCUACUCCGAUGUAGGCGCAUCGCGCUCAGCAUGUGUAACCAGUUGGCCCAAGCCUGUUCAGUG